Messenger RNA from Brienomyrus brachyistius, 3671 nucleotides. RefSeq names its product CDK5 and ABL1 enzyme substrate 1-like. The transcript is spliced from 10 exons. Gene Ontology annotation, cellular component: cytosol. The record is from RefSeq and is a predicted model, not a curated record. Lineage: Eukaryota; Metazoa; Chordata; Actinopteri; Osteoglossiformes; Mormyridae. Gene Ontology annotation, biological process: nervous system development; regulation of cell cycle. Bases 166 to 1623 code for a protein of 485 amino acids.
CACGUGAUCGCGACCCCUCCUGUGUCAUUGAACCACCCCCUCCCAAACAACAUUCAUCUGCUAAACUGGAGUCUGCAAACAGAACGGAUGCAUCCGAGCAGUGAGACGGGGGAUCCCGGGCAGCCCGGGCGCCUUUAAAACCAGAGGAGGCGGCGACUCUCCGCCAUGGCGGCGGCCGCUCCUGCUCUGCACCCGGGCACCGAGUCCGUUCGUAAGCGCAUGGACUCCCGGCGCAGGCAGGCUGCUCUCUCCUUCCUCAGCAACAUAUCCUUAGACGGGCGACCGGCGCAGGGUGACAGCGGCGAUCAAGGCAGCACAGACACGGGACUGGAGAGCAAUGGCAGACAGGGCUUAAAGUCCGCCGAGCCGGGGGCGCAGUGCGCUGGGGCGAUCGGGAGCGCAGAGGGGGACGCGUUCAGGGCGCCCAGGGGGAGGCUGCAGAGCUUCACCCAGGGAACCCUACCUGCCACCUUCCCACGGCAAACCUCCCAGAACUACUGCUGCUUCGAGAGCGGUCAGAUCGGCAGCUCUGCCUUUGAGCUGCAGAGAUCCAGGCGGAGGCUCAUCUCACAGCGUUCGUCCCUGGAGACGUUGGAGGACAUUGAGGAGAAUGCUCCAUUGCGCAGAUGCAGAACUAUGUCAGGUUCUCCCAGGCCAAAGAGCUCCAAGAAAAUUCACUUCAUCAAAAACAUGAAGCAGCAUGAUACGCGCAAUGGCAGGAUAGUCCUCAUCAGUGGCACAAAAUCCCUGUGUAGCGUCUUCUCAAUUCUGCCGUACCAAGACGGCCUCCAAGCAGGUAGGGAGCUGAAGCUGGAAGGCGGCCGUCAGCGGCAUCACUCUGGGGGAGUCAGCGCUAAGGACAUGGUGGUUGGGCUGGAGGGUGUGGAGCUGGGUGCGGAUGGCAAGACAGUCUCCUACACCCAGCUCCUGCACCCCACCAACUCACUGAGCUGCCGCAGGAACACCAUCGAUUCCACCUGCUCAUUCUCCCAGUUCCGCAACGCUAGUCACCGAAGCCUGUGCCUGGCACGGGCCAACAGCAUCCAGGGCAGCAUCGAUGCAGGUACAGAUGUGGGCGACUUCCUUGAUUACGACCCCAAUCUCCUGGACGACCCCCAGUGGCCGUGUGGGAAGCACAAGCGAGUUCUCAUUUUUCCCUCCUACAUGACGACGGUCAUCGAGUACGUAAAGCCCUCGGACCUCAAGAAGGACAUGAACGAGACUUUCAAAGAGAAGUUUCCACAUAUCCGAUUGACACUAAGCAAGAUCAGAAGUUUGAAGAGAGAGAUCCGCAAGCUGGUGCAGGAGGACUGCGGGUACGAGGAGCCCACGGUGGCCAUGGCCUUCGUCUACUUCGAGAAGCUGGCGCUGCGCGGCAAAGUGAACAAGCAGAACCGCAAGCUGUGCGCCAGCGCCUGCGUGCUGCUGGCCGCCAAGAUCGGCAGCGACCUCAAGAAGCACGAGGUCAAGCAGCUCAUCGACAAAUUGGAAGAGAAGUUCCGGCUGAAUAGGCGGGAACUGAUCGCCUUCGAGUUCCCCGUCUUGGUGGCCCUGGAGUUCAGCCUCCACCUGCCAGAGCAUGAGGUCAUGCCCCAUUACAAACGCCUCCUACAGAACUCCUAGCAUUGGCUUCACUUCAGGAGAGCCCAGAUCGCCAUCCUCUCCUGACCUGGAACUCCUUACACGGCUACAUAUUCUCCUAACAUAUCACUCAUCGAUUAUGCAACUAUACUUCCUGUUUCUGCUGGGAUUUGAGCACUUCCAGUCACAUGGUACCCCCCAAAUCCCAGCAUUCUUUCUUCUUUUCUUUCAGCAGAUAUUGUAUUCAACACUUAAUAUGCAGUUUAAAACAUCAUUUGGAUGGUAAACAAGCAAGAAGCUUGAAUAGGAUGCACUAAACUUUUUACUUACAUAUUUGUACUAUGAAAGAUUUCUUUCAUCUUUUAAUAUACUUGUAGCUUUAGCAGUUUUGCUAAGAAUGUAUGUAGGUUGUUAAAGAGUGAGAUGAGCAGCUUUUUAUCCGUAGCAAUAAGCCAGACAGCUUGGAGAAUUAUUCAUGCUUUAACAUUAUUUGCGUGUUUGUUUUGGGUCCCAGUUUUGGACUGGUUGUCUAAGAUGUUCAGGUGGUUCUCAUUUUGGUUCAGGGAUUUGCAAUGAAGUCAUACUUUUCUGCCUUUUUUGGAAAAAACAAAUCAAGGUCCUAUGUUACUGAUGUUGAUCAAACUCACUUGAUAGAGAUAUCCAGUACGAGUACAUGUACAGACCUGCAAUGUGGCCAGUGAUGUAUUUUCUGUCUAAGAAUUGUUAAUUUAUAUCUUUUGACCAUUUAUUGUUUUUUGACUUUUAUUAAACAAUCUGCCACUCAAGACAACGAUACCGGAGUCUUUCAGAAUAGUGACGUUUCCACAUUACAGGUUAAUGACCUGCAAUUUGGCUUAAAAUAACAUGAAUCAUUUAUAAAUGUAAGGUUUUUUUGCCGACGUUUUUUUUUUGUACUGGUGGUGACUGACCCCACACUGCUCAGUGUUUCACUUCCUGUGCUCUAUGUUAGAGCAUUUUAUUGGCACGUUAAUGGUGCUGAUCUAUAAGAAAUUAAAGGCCAAUGAGCGAUCAUGUAGAUCACCCAUGUGACUUUGUAUUAUCCAAUAGCAAAGGACUAACCAGAUUACAUCUCCCUUGUUUUUCUUUUCUGUUUUUACACAGGAAGAAACUAAUUCCUGUAGAUAGUUUGCACUAGUCUGGUUUAAGUAAUCUGCUCAGUACUUUAUUAUUAUGGACUGUAGAUGUGUUGUUUUCAAAUGUUUCCAUUUGUAUAGGUCCUGUUCUCAGCUCUAGCUGUGCACUCAGCUUUUUUCAGGAAUGUAGAAUCUCACAGCUCCAGUGCUGCAUCUACCAAAGCCACAGUUUCUCCUUGGCCUCACCUCGGUGACCUUUAAGCCUGCGCUACUUACAGUUAAUGCAUACAUUUGCAUAAUUUUCCACUGUCAAUCUGCAGCCCCACCCCCACCCCAGAAUACAAGCACAAACUCAUGUACUAUCAUAAAUAUAUGGCCAUGAUUUGCAUAUAUCCGCUAGCAGCGGGCUUGCCGUGAAAUAAUACACGUGCUGUAGUACACUUACGGAGAAACAAAAUAUAAAAUUAUGAGAAAGAAUGCGUUAUCCAUUUAAUUAUGGAAAUUUACUAUGCUACACAUUUUUUAAAAAAAUCACUUUUUUCAUUGUAGAAAACAAAUUUGCAUAUUGUGUCCCUUUGUGGAUCUGUGUAGUCUUUGUUUACAAGUGAUAAGCCAUUAAGGUAAUCUUCCUGUUUUAUAUGCCAGGAUUGCAGAAGGUUUUCUUUCCUGCUGUUUUGUUAGCUGAUGUGGAGACUUGGCAUUACAAGGCCUUAGAAAGGAGGUUGAUUCGGUGAAUAAUAUCAGCUUUUCUUCCUUUCUUGUAUACAUGUAAUCAGUACAAGCGGUAGCACAAAAAGCUAAAGAAGCUAAAGAAUGUGUAAUUGAAGUAUUUCUGAUCUGAUUUCUGAAGGAAAUAAUGGGAAACCUUGAAUGUGCAGCACAAGAGAACAAAGAUAAAUAUUGUUUUAUGACUUUUACCGAAUCUGGUAAAUAUUUACACAUGUUGUGUACAGAAACGACUUGGCUUCUUCGAAUAAACAAGAUAAUGAAAUUGUU